This is a messenger RNA of Anolis sagrei ordinatus, 606 nucleotides long. Lineage: Eukaryota; Metazoa; Chordata; Lepidosauria; Squamata; Anolidae. The record is from RefSeq and is a predicted model, not a curated record.
AUGGGAGGUUGCGAAUUGAAUGCCACAACCAGAACAUUUGUAGUAGAAGUAGAGGACGAUUUGUUGGAACACCUGCUAUAUUUGAAAACGGUAUCGCUGGGUGAAGAUGCUGACGCUAAACUUCAUGUGAUAGCCAUGGAGUCCAAAAACAUGACCACCAGCCUCAAACCAAUGCCAUUUGUGUCUCUGAAACCCUCCGUCUUGCCAAUGAUCUCUCUUGGUACUUUUGCAUUAGUCCCUCCUGUUGCCUUUACCCUGAAGUCUGGGACUGGGCCAGUUUACCUUCAUGGAGAACACGUAAUUCUUUCCGACUAUGAGCCGUCAGAAGACGAACUUCCGCCGGAUGAGGGAGAGGAUGACACAGGUCAGGAAAAUACGGAGGAAGACGAAGAGGCCAAUGCAGAACCAGGUACGGACGAUGAAGAACCAGGUGCGGACGAUGCAGAACCAGGUACAGACUAUACAGAACCAGGUGUGGACAGCGAAGAACCAGGUGUGGACAGUGAAGAACCAGGUGUGGACGAUGCAGAGAUGGAAGAGGUAAAAUAUCCUUGUUUACACAUGGGUGUGAUUAUUGGUCACCAAGUGCGCCAUAAGAUCUUUUAG